UGGGUCGAGAAUUCCGGCCGCUCAGGAAGACGCAGAAAAAAGUACUCGCUCCAAUGUUUAUUGGAGGAUGACAUUUUAUCAAAAAACACUAGACCAGCCCUAGACUGGAAGAGGAAGGUCCCCGGCUCGGACAGCUUCGGGUAGUAAAAGUAGUGGAAGACCCGGGGCGUAAGAGGGAUGCCAUGCAGCUGAAACAAGACGACGACGCCGCACAGAAGACGGAAGGAGUUCGACACGAGUUGAGGGAGGGAGAUGCGGAAGUAUUUACAAAUUGCGAUAAUGAAAGGAUGGAUAGGGAACCGCAGACCGGCGGAGAAAUGGUCCCUGAGCAGAUAGAUGCAUCCGGUCGACGGGGUAUUUGGCCGAUUGGACGAGGAAGGCAAAACAAUCUCGUGGUUAGGCGGAAUUUCGAAGGCAUUUCUAAGACCCUCCGUGUCGCCCUCGUCAAACCUAGACUCCAUGGUGGUAUACCAGGGUCCAGGGAUGGGGGCUGACAGCUGUGAGGAGCUGGCCAUCGCAAAAACGGACGCAAAAUGGGGGAAAGACGAUCGAAAAAGAUACAAAAGGGUCGCGAGAACGUCGCUGGAACAGCGAAAAGCAGAAGGCUCGAAAGAAAAGGUGACGGGAAGAGAGCUUACCGGGAAAGAGGGAGACGGAGGAUCACCGGAGGGCAAGACGCAAGGAAUCGCCGGAGAGCACAGUGAGCAAAAGCAUAAAGGCCGUUGGAAACACGGCAACGAAAGCUUGUAGAAGGCGACGACGCAGCGGGCUCAUAUACCCCGGGCUCGGCCUAUCGAAGCCGUCCGAUCUAGGUCGCGGAAACCUAGGACAAGAUCUCGCCGUUGAAUUCAAACUGCCAAGCGUCGCCAUCAAUGCCUGUCAUGUCAGGCGUGUGGCGGUAGUGGCCGUGACAGGUUGGCAGUUAAUGCAGGCGUGGGAACCUGUUGUGCCUUAAUAAGAGGGGAUUUGCACGAUUCCCAAGAAAUUCAUUUGGAUACUCCUGACCAUAUCAGUUCAUUAUGAUUAUGAGAUAUGAUAGAUGAAUCUGAAAAUAACUUUUCUUAAUGGAAACCUACUCUAGGACGUAUAUAUGAUACAACCUGAGGGUUUCACAUCUGUUGAUAGAAAUAAAGUAUGCAAGUUUCAACGGUCCAUUUAUGGAUUGAACCAAGCAUCCAAAAGUUGGAAUAUCCGUUUUGAUGAGGUAAUAAAAAAGUUUGAUUUCUCACAAAAUCCUGACAAACCUUGUGUAUACCAAAAGGUUAGUAGGAGUGUAGUCGUAUUCCUAAUAUUAUAUGUCAAUGACACAUAUUACUCAUAAGAAACAACGUGCCAGUUCUACAAGUCAGUUAAAAUUUGGUUGUCCAAAACGUUCUCCAUAAAAGACAUGCAAGAAACAACUUACAUCCUUGGGAUGAAGAUCUAUAUAGAUAGAUCAAAGAGGUUGCUUGGUCUUUCACAGUCUACAUAUAUAGACAGAGUGCUAAAAUAGUUUAACAUGUAUGAAUCUAAGAAAGGUUUCAUACCCAUGAGGUAUGGAAUUCACCUUUCAAAAUCUAUGUGUUCACGUACAGAAGAUGAGAGGAUUUGCAUGAAUAAGAUUCCCUAUGCAUUUGCGAUAGGAUCUAUCAUAUAUGCUAUGUUAUGUACAAGGCAUGAUGUAUCAUACGCUUUGAGUGUCACAAGCAAUCGGAUCCAGGAAUGGAUUAUUGGGUGGCUGUCAAGAUAAUCCUUAAGUACUUAAGAAUAACUAAGGAUAUGUUCUUAAUAUAUGGAGAUGGUAAUAUAGUUAUACGCGGGUAUACUGAUACUAGCUUCUAGACAGACAAGGAUGACUCCAAGUCCCAGUCUAGAUACAUACUCACAUUGAACGAAGGCCAGUUAGUUGGAAAUGUUCCAAGCAAGACAUCGUAGCAAACUCUACCUAUGAGGCAUAAUACAUUGUAGCUUCGGAAGCAGCAAAGGAAGUGGUUUGGAUCAAGAAAUUUAUCACUGAACUUGGAGUGGUUCGGACCAUUGUUGAAGCAUUACCCGUCUACUGCAAUAACACUAGAGCCAUUGCGCAAGCAAAGGAACCCAAGUCCCACUAGCAAUCCAAACAUGUGCUUCGCCAUUGUCAUCUAAUCAAGGAGAUCAUAAGUAAGAAAGAAAAACAACUCGAGAAAAUUUCCACUAAAAGGAACCUACCGGAUCCUUUGACAAAGGCUCUAUCACAAAGCAAGUUUGAGAGUCACGUCUAAGCUUACAGUUUAGGAAACCAUGGCGAUUGAACAUAUGUAAUUAUAAAAGUUUUAAACAUUCCCUAAUUAAUGAAUUGAUGUAUUCAGACAUCAUCAAUUCUGUGAGACUAGUAUAGGUUAUACUCCUUGGUCUAACUAAGCGGUUGUUACUUAUUAGCUGGAGACAUUGAGAUGUCAAGAAUUAAACGUGGAUGCUAGUUAUAGUUCAUUAGAGUGACUUGCUAAAAGGUUUCAUAUGGUUCUCUACAUAUAUGAAUAUAUUUGUGAAGUACUUACUGCAGCUCGAAUGCAAGUUUCCUUUGACUUGAGAUAUUCAAGUCACCUUGGUCAUGGAGGUUUAUACUUUGACAUCUCAAGCAAAACAUCUCCUUAGAAAUGUGAACUCGGGAUGAUUGGGUAUAAGUCGAAGUGCCCGAAAGUGUUUGGAUAACCCAUAGAGGAUUCACUGCUCCUUACGAGGAAACGUAUACCCUAUGGCCACUUGUCAGGAUUAUUACUCAAAGUCUUUACAAAACAUCAUAUGUUAAGAGUAUGAGACUCUCAGACACUUGUAGAAGUAAUUUAAAUCUACAAGAUGAGGAAGUAUUACUUGGGCUAGGUGUAACGUAGUCAGUCUAGUAGGGACAGACAUAUAAACUAUGUCCUGAAUCAAGUGGGUAUAAGACUAGUGAAAGGAAUAAGGACGACUCACUAGUUGAUGAAGAAUUUAGAACUAGUUCUGGAAUCAACUGUGAUUUUUCAAUUAAUUGGGGAUCAUGAUGUACUACUAGGUGUCACUUAUAAUCGAUUCAUAAUUAAAUAGUUAAUUAUGGACGACCAAGAUAAACCAGGAACCUAUUGGGUCACAUGCACUAUGAGUAUCUAAAAGACAUAAAAUAAGUUCGAGAAUUCGAUUUUCAGAUCAAGAGAUAAAAUGUUUGGUUGAACUAGACGAAGGGCAAAUAUGGAAGAUAUUUUAUCGGAACGGAGGUGCGGAUGGACCACAUCUCUUAUGGAAGAGUUAAACCAUAUUUGGUUUAGUAAUGAACCAAAUUGGUUUGGUUUAAACCCAGUUGGUUUAUUUGUGAACCAAACCAAGAGGUUAAUGAGUCAAAUUUUGGUUAAGGAAUAUGGGCCGGGUUUGGACAUUUUAAUCCAACUUAUCAAAAGAACCUAUAUAUUGAUAUAGAAGGGAGAAAAUUAAUAACCAAUUCAUUAUUCGUUGGUUUAGAUUUUUUGGAAAAACCUGGCCUCUCUCUCUCUCCUCUCCUCUCUCUGCCGCCUCUCACUAAGAAGCCAAGAGGAAGAAUUUUCUCUUCCUCAAGCUUUCGCUUCUUCUUCCUUCUCUUGGAUCAUGAUUGCCUCCACGCUUGGCUAGUAUAAAUCAGAGGCGAACCUUGUUGCUCAUCGAAGUUGUCUUGAAGAUCUCGGCGUGGAUACGAAUAGAGGCGAGGUUCGUGGACGUCGCUAAUGUUGAUGCCCUUUCCUUUAUGCAUCAUCUGUAAGUGUUCUUCGUGCCUGUUGAAUUAAAAGCUGAGGAUGAAUGCAAAAGUGAACUUGGUCUUGCUGUUAUGCUUUGCCUCUCUUUAUUCUUCUCUUGCAUCACAGAGGGAAGUGGGUGUUCUUAUCGAUAUAAAGACAGCCUUUCAAGAUGUUAACCAGCUUACUUCUUGGAUAAGCAAUCAAGUUUCUCCAUGUAAUUGGAACUUCGUGACAUGUUCUGGUGGUCUUGUUGUGGAGUUGGCACUGUCGUCUAAGGGAUUCAAUGGAACUUUGUCUCCGAGACUUGGAGAGCUUCCUAGUCUUCGUACAUUGUCUCUAUCAGACAACUUUAUAUCUGGUUCUAUUCCUAAAGAGCUUGGAAACUUGUUAAGCUUGAGAAGCUUGACAUUGCAGAAUAAUAGACUAAAUGGGACCAUACCAGAUUCUCUUGGAAAUCUGGCAGCACUCCGAAUUAUGGAUUUAAGUGGGAAUGCUUUAAGCGGUAACCUUCCCGGUUCUCUUUCGAACCUAUCAAGCUUAAGUAAUAUUAACCUUGCUUACAACGAUCUCACCGGCGACAUACCCACGAAUCUACUUAAUGUUUUAAGCUAUAAUUUCACAGGUAAUAAGCUUAAUUGUGGCACAAACACCUUGAAUAGUUGCACGAACAACAUAACUAAUCAAGGAGAAGCAUCUAAGAAUUCAAAGAGAGGACUCGUAAUCGGAAGUAUCGGAGGAAUAAUAGGACUCCUACUCGUAUGUGGUUUGCUUCUUCUAUGGAGAAGGAAUAAGCAUUACCCACACGAUACUUUUGUUGAUGUUCCAGGUGAAUCAGACCACAAAAUUGCAUUUGGACAACUGAAGAGGUUCACUUGGCGAGAACUAAAAAUUGCAACGGGCGACUUUGGUGAAAAAAAUGUUCUUGGUCAGGGUGGUUUUGGGAAGGUAUACAGAGGAGUGCUCUCAGAUAAUUCUGAAGUUGCCGUAAAAAGGUUGAUUGAUUACGAAAGUCAUGCCGGGGAAGUUGCAUUUAUCCGUGAAGUUGAAUUGAUAAGUGUUGCUGUUCACAAAAAUCUUUUAAGGUUGAUCGGCUACUGUACGACACCCACCGAGCGCCUUCUGGUUUAUCCUUACAUGAAAAAUCUGAGUGUCGCCUAUCGUUUACGAGAUCGAAAACAUGGUGAGGCAGUGUUAGAUUGGCCGACGAGGAAAAAAGUGGCCAUGGGCGCAGCACACGGUCUGGAGUACCUUCAUGAGCAUUGCAACCCCAAGAUCAUUCACCGAGAUGUCAAAGCUGCCAACAUCUUGCUCGAUGAGAAUUUUGAAGCAGUCGUCGGAGACUUUGGCUUGGUCAAAUUGGUGGAUGUUAGGAAAACUUCUGUGACGACUCGAAUUCGAGGGACUAUGGGCCAUAUCGCACCGGAAUAUCUGUCUACCGGCAAGUCCUCAAUCAAGACUGAUGUUUUCGGUUACGGAAUCAUGCUUCUUGAGCUCGUCACUGGCCAACGUGCCAUCGACAUCUUUGAGGGAGAAAUUUUGUUGCUCGAUAAGGUCAAGAAACUAUCGAGGGAACAACAACUUGAUACCAUCAUCGACUGCAACCUCAACAAGGACUACGAUAUUGUGGAAGUGGAAAAGCUGAUUCAAGUUGCACUUCUUUGCACGCAGCAAUCACCGGACGCCCGUCCAACAAUGUCGGAUGUAAUUCGAAUGCUAGAAGGCGAAGGCUUGACGGAUCGAUGGGAACAGUUGCAACUAGUCGAGGUUAGUCAGAAGCAGGAGUACGAAAGGAUACAAAAGAGAUUGAUUUGGGACGAUUACUCAUCGUAUAACCAAGAACCCAUCGAAUUGUCUACCGGAAGGUGAUGAACCUUAACUUCUAGGGGCGUUGCACCAUUUAGUAAGUAAUUCAAUGUUCAAGUACAAGAAUAAGAAUGUUCAUUGUAAUACACAAUACUUUCCUUGCAAUUUGAAAUUCCUUUGUAGUAGAAAAGAACGCCCAAAACACAAAUGUAACUUGAGGGUGAAAUUUCCGAAAGUAUAGACAAUUCCUUUCGUUUC
Molecule: messenger RNA, 5762 nt
Organism: Zingiber officinale
Lineage: Eukaryota; Viridiplantae; Streptophyta; Magnoliopsida; Zingiberales; Zingiberaceae
Product: LRR receptor kinase SERK2-like
Exons: 12
Coding region: 3759-5567 (602 amino acids)
Biological process (GO): protein phosphorylation
Molecular function (GO): protein binding; protein kinase activity; ATP binding
Source: RefSeq, a predicted model, not a curated record